CUUCCUCAAUUUUAAUUUUUCAUUGUCUCUCUCACCCGCACGAGCUUCUUGCCUGGAGAUCUCCACCUAGAAGCUACCUCUCACUUUCUUCUUCACCCUUCUUCACCCCUUUAUAUUCACAUAUCACAUCACUACACAUCUCACUCUCACUCUCAAUUUCCAUUUCAUUCUCUGUCUUCUCAAACCAAACCAUCUCUCACUUUCUUUUACCCUAUAUUACAUUUCUCAUAUUCAGCACAGACAAUUGAGUUCUCAUUGGAUUAUAUAGGUGAGUGAGGCUAUACCCUUUUCUCUAUACCAUACUAAACUGUCACAACCACGUAAAAAUAUUCUUUCCCCCCUUCAAACCAUGGCUUCAUAUUCAAAGACCAAAGUAGUAAUGCAAAAAAGAAAACCACUUCCAAAUGAUGGUAUUGGUAGGCCUAGAAUGCUUAAAGAUUUCCUCAAUGACACAUCAAAUUCAUGCGCUUCAGCCGGAUUCAAAUCACUCCCUAGACAACCCUGCAAUCCCAAUGCACAAGUUUUCACCAACAAUACAAAUACCAAGUUACUUAGAUGCCAAUCAAAAGCUGCAUCAACAGCAAUUUCAGCCCUCCAAGCCAUGAUCAACGCAGUUAAAAAUUUUCCGUUGAAAAAUUCCUCUUCAAUAUUGCCAAGAAGCCUUUCACGGAGACUGUCAAGAAAGAAACCAAGCGAAGUCAAAAUUACAGUCAGAGUCAAAGACAUCAUACGGUGGACAUCGUUUCGGGACUUGGUGGAGGAGAAAUCUCAGCCCUUGGAUUUCAAUUCCUCGCCUAAUCGCUGCACCACAACUACUAUUACAACGGGGUCCACAAAUACCACGUGUAGUAGCAACAGCUCAAGUUGGUGUGAAAGUGAUUUUACCUCGGAGUAUCUACCGUCGUGCGGCGGUAAUACUCAGGACAGCGUUGUAAACGAGGUUGAAGUAGGUAAAAAGUAUUUACCACGUGUCGGCGAGGAUUGUCAGAAAACGACAACAGGGACAAAAACUUAUGCUGACGUGGGACCCAAGGGAGAAUUAUGGUGCGAUGAGAAAGAACAGCAAAGCCCAGUUUCGGUGCUUAAUUUUCAAGUUGGAGAGGGUGAAGAGCCAUUCUCAUCUUUUACUCGAAGCCUUGCCAACAUGGAGAGGACAAGACAAAACCUUAUGCAAAAGAUCCAGCUCUUUGAGAGUCUUGCUAAACUGGAGCCUUUUAACCAAGAGGAAUGCAUGUCCAUGGAAGAAAAUACCAAAUUCGAUGAAGAAGAACCAGAUGAAUUUGAAAAGAAGGUCUCGGAGCUGUUUGUCAAAACAGCAAGUACAGUAGAUAUUGGCAGUGCCGGAGUGGAACUAUUAUUGUUGGAUUUCUUUAGGGAUGAAUUGACUACAAAAAGAUGCCAAACUAAAAUGGAUGAUGAUGAGUUUGAUAGCGAGGUGGUGAGCAAGGCAAAAGCAUGGGUGAGAGGGGAACAAAAUGGACUACAUGAAUGGGGUAUAGAGCUUAAGAGGGAGGCUUAUAUUAGUGACAUGUAUAGAAGAGAGAGGUGGAGCAACUUUGAAGAGGAGCAAGAGGAGCUAGCUUUUGAAUUUGAGACUGGGAUUCUGGGGGAUUUGUUGGAUGAGGUUCUGGUUGAUCUCUUCUUACACUGAGAAGAAUGGUUAAUUGUGUUGGAAGAAAAGUAAUGCUAAAGAUGCAAAAAUUUUCACAACUGUUGACAUGGCUAGUUGUGAUUGGAGCAAAACAUUACUUUCACCUGACUCUACCAUUGUUGACAUUAUUUUUAUCAUGCAUCAAUCGCAGUAGGCCAUAUUAAAAGUUGUGUCGGUAAAUUUCUUGAAGAAAGUUUUACUCAAUGGCUGUUGGCCUUUGCUACUCAACUAGACAUUAUGGUAUGGGUACAGUGGCUUCAGAUUCAAUUAUGCACUCAACAUGGCUUUGGACCUUUGGAGAAGCGGUCAUGCCCAUCAGAUUACCAACAUUACUUUGAUGCCUGGCUAUGAAUGAGAAAAAUGUGGCAAUGGGGAAAAUAUCAAUAUUUGGCCUUUUUGGCUAAGAUGGAGAGGUAAAUAGCUGAGUGUUGGCUUUUAAGUUGGUACAGCUUGGUGCUUAGAGCAUUUCAAUUUUGGAAUGAAAAGAUGGGAGAAGAAACUCUUGUAGGGCAAAACUCAUGCCUGGCAUGUAAAAAUUGGUUUCGCAUAACAACAGAGCCUUUUUAUUGUAGCGAGAUGAAGCUUAACAUUUGUAAAAUAAAUAAGAAAAGUCCAUUUUUAAUUUA
Quercus lobata is the source of this 2277-nucleotide messenger RNA. Its product is annotated as DUF4378 domain protein. The transcript is spliced from 3 exons. The record is from RefSeq and is a predicted model, not a curated record. Lineage: Eukaryota; Viridiplantae; Streptophyta; Magnoliopsida; Fagales; Fagaceae. Bases 350 to 1651 code for a protein of 433 amino acids.